GCGCUGCACAUUCGAGUUGGAUCGCUGACGGAAUCAACAUCGCCCCAAAAUGAGCUCACAAAAAUGGGAGGACAACGAGGAAAUUAAGAUUUUCCGGGACUACUUGCGCAUUGCCACCGUGCAGCCAGAUGUGGAUUACACCGAGUGCGUGGAGUUCCUUAAGAAACAGGCCCAUAGCCUGGAUCUGCCCGUGGAUGUCAUUCAUCCUGUGGAGGGCAAGCCAGUGGUGAUCAUUAAGUGGCUGGGAACCGAGCCGGAGCUGCCAUCGAUCAUCCUGAACUCCCACAUGGACGUAGUGCCAGUGUUCCGCGAAAAGUGGACCCAUGAUCCCUUCGCCGCCGACAUCGAUGAGGAGGGCAACAUCUAUGCCCGCGGCACACAGGACAUGAAGUCGGUGGGCACUCAGUAUCUCGGAGCUAUUCGUCUGCUGAAGGCCAGCGGUGUCCAGCCCAAGCGUACCAUAUUCGUGACCUUUGUGCCGGACGAGGAGAUUGGUGGCGAACUGGGCAUGCAGGAGUUUGUCAAAACGGAGUACUAUGCCAACAUGAAUGUGGGAUUCAGUUUGGAUGAGGGAGGCACCAGCGAAAUCGACCUAUUCUAUGUCUUUUAUGCCGAGCGUAUGCGUUGGGGACUUAAACUGAACUUCAGUGGCACCUCUGGACACGGCUCGAUGCUACUCCCUAACACCGCCGGCGUGAAGCUGAACUAUGUGCUGAACAAACUCAUGGAGUUCCGGGACUCGCAGGUCCAGCGACUGGCCAGGGAUCAGACCAUCAACAUCGGUGAUGUGACCACCAUCAAUCUCACCCAGCUGAGCGGCGGAGUCCAGAGCAAUGUGGUGCCGCCGCACUUUGAGGCUGUCUUCGACAUGCGCCUGUCCAUCACCCUAGAUGUGGUUGCCUUUGAGAAGCAGAUCCAUGACUGGUGCGAGGAGGCGGGCGGCGGCAUUGAGAUCUCCUUCGAUGAGAAGGAGCCCUAUGUGGCACCCACCAAGAUCGACGACUCGAAUCCCUUCUGGCUGGCCUUCAAAGCUGCCACUGAUGAGCUUGGCCUGAAAAUCUACCCAAUUGUCUGUCCUGGAGCCACCGACAGCCGGAACAUUCGUGCUAAGGGCAUUCCUGCCCUCGGAUUCUCACCCAUCAAGAACACCACCAUGCGAAUCCACGACCACGACGAGUUUCUGGGAGCUGAUACCUAUUUGAAGGGUAUUCAAAUAUACAAGAAAAUUCUUGGCAACCUGGCCGAAGUCUGAAAAUAAUUCGAAAUAUAGAAUGGAAACCUUAUCGCAUUAAAGAUUGAUCAGUUGUGCACAAAUUGAUAUGAAAA
Messenger RNA from Drosophila serrata, 1326 nucleotides. Its product is annotated as aminoacylase-1. Gene Ontology annotation, molecular function: aminoacylase activity. NCBI's taxonomy places the organism in Eukaryota, Metazoa, Arthropoda, Insecta, Diptera, Drosophilidae. Gene Ontology annotation, biological process: amino acid metabolic process. Gene Ontology annotation, cellular component: cytoplasm. The record is from RefSeq and is a predicted model, not a curated record.